Messenger RNA from Corylus avellana, 3128 nucleotides. NCBI's taxonomy places the organism in Eukaryota, Viridiplantae, Streptophyta, Magnoliopsida, Fagales, Betulaceae. The record is from RefSeq and is a predicted model, not a curated record.
UAUUGUUCAAUAUUCCCAAAGAAUCACGCUUUUGAAAAGGAUCAAGUAGUCUUGCUGUGGAUGGCUGAAGGUUUAUUGCAAGGACUCAAAAACAAAACAAUGGAAGAAGUUGGUAAUGAUUACUUUCUUGAUCUUGUAUCAAGAUCAUUGUUUCAACAAUCAAGUGAUGGAAAAUCAUGUUUUGUAAUGCAUGAUCUUGUCAAUGACAUAGCAAAAUCUGUUUUUGGGCAGUUUGUCUUUAGGUUGGAGGCUAAUUGUUCUCAAAAAAUUGUGAACAAGACUCAUCACCUGUCGUAUUUUAGAACAAGAUUUGAUGACUUUGAGAAGUUUAAGGCUCUUAACGAGGCUAAGCGGUUGCGCACUUUCCUGCCAUUAGAAUUUUCUAUCAUGGACAACAAUUUGACUAAAAAAGUACCACAUGAUUUAUUGUCAAAUCUGAGAUGUUUACGGAUACUCUCUUUGUCUCACUAUGAGAAUGUGACAAACUUGCCUAAUUCAAUUGGUAAAAUUAAACAACUACGCUAUUUGGACCUUUCUUUCACCUCGGUUAAAAGGUUGCCUGAUUCCAUGUGUCAGCUGAUCAAUUUGCAAACACUCAAGUUAUCAUGUUGUAAUAAUCUUGUUGGAUUGCCAAGGGAUAUGCGUAAACUCAUUAAUCUACGGCAUCUUGAUAUUACUGGAACUGGCAUAAUGGAGAUGCCGAUACAAUUGGGCAGAUUAAAAUAUCUCCAUACAUUGACUACAUUUAUCAUCGGCAAAACUAGUGGGUCCUGCAUAGGAGAGUUGAGAAAACUUACAAAUCUUCGAGGAAAGCUUGCUAUUAUGAAUCUUCAAAAUGUUGUCUCUUCUAUGGAUGCUUUGGAUGCAUGCUUGAAGGAGAAGAAACACAUUAAGGAUUUGGUGUUGGAAUGGAAAGAUGAUAAUGUUGUUUUAAGAAGUCAAAGAAAUAUACUUGACAGUCUCCAGCCUCAUUCAAAUUUAGAAAGUCUUACAAUCAAAUAUUAUAGUGGGAACAGUUUUCCAGAUUGGGUAGGGCAUCAUUCAUUCUCUAAUAUAGCAUCUCUUCAUCUAUACGGCUGUAAAUAUUGCCUCAGCUUGCCACCACUUGGGCAGCUACCCUCGUUGCAAGACCUUUCUAUUAUUCACUUUGAUGAAGUUGUUAUAGUGGGUCGUGAGUUUUAUGGCAACAAUUCUUCAAUGAAGCCAUUCAGAGCCCUGAAAGUUUUAAGGUUUGAGCGGGCAUUGAAGUGGGAGCAAUGGUUUUCUUUGGGGGCUGAAAAUGAAAAUAGAGCUUUUCCUCAUCUUCAAGAGCUUUAUAUUGAUAACUGCCCUAAGCUAACAGGAAGAUUGCCCAUCCAUUUUCCUUCUUUAGCUAAACUUGAGAUCAGGGAAUGUCCGUUGCUAGGGGCUUCACUCCCAAGGGAUCCUGCUAUAUGUCAAUUGAAUCUAACAUGUGGUGAGGACCUGUUAAAGAAUUUGCCAGCUAAAAUACAGGUUCUCAAAGUUGGAGGAUUUGAUGCACUAGAUUCCCUAGCCGUGGGAAUGAUGGAGUCCAACUGUUCUCUUCAAGAGUUAGAAAUCUCUAACUGUACCUCACUUGUUUCUCUUCAAGAGCUUCCAAUGCAUGGGAUCUUUUCAUCACUUAAAACAUUGUACUUGAUAAAUAUUUAUGAUUCUUUGAGCUCCUUCCCAUUGGACUUAUUCCCAAACCUUUGUGAUAUCUAUAUCUUUAGGUGGGGGAAUUUGGAAUCUCUUACAAUGUCAGAACAAUGUGAACAUGAUUUAAUGAUCGUGAACAUACGAAUAAUAGAUUGCCCUUGUUUUGUAUCUUUUCCAAAAGGUGGAUUGCGUGCCCCCAACCUUACAUUGCUUUGGGUUUGGAAUUGUGGAAGUUUGAGGUCAUUGCCAGAUAAGAUGCACUUUUUCCUCCCAUCUCUUGAGGAUUUGCAAAUAGUUGGCUGUACAAAAGUUGAGUUGUUUCCUUUGGGGGGCUUGCCUUCCAAUCUAAAAUCGGUCUCCAUUGUUGAUUGUGACAACCUCGUUGCUGGACGAAUGGAAUGGGGUUUGCAAAAGCUCCCCUUUCUUAAAAGUUUGUUUAUUUGUGGCGAAAAGGGAGAUGCAAAGUCCUUUCCGGAGGUGGGAUUGCUGCCCCCGAAUUUGACUGCUCUUCAAAUAAAGAAUUUUCCAUGUUUAAAAUCUUUGGAUAAAAGUGGGUUUCAACACCUCGCCUCUCUUGAAGAAUUGCGGAUCGAUAAUUGUCCUAUGCUCAAGUACAUGCCAGAAGAGGGGUUGCCUGCCUCCAUUUCUGUUUUACUUAUCAACAGUUGUCCUUUGCUAAAGAAACAACUUCACAAGAAAAAAGGAAAAGAAUGGUUCAAGAUUGCUCAUGUCCACCUAAUAAUGAUUGAUGAUGAAUUGAUUGAAUGAGCUAAAUGUCUAGCAAGAAUCUCCACUUAGAAUUUAGAAGAUCUAAGCGCUCGAUUAUGACUUGACAAAGCAGAUGUAGGCAUAUAGAAUCUGAUGCCCUGCUUCUCACAUCAUCUAAUGCAAUGGUGCCUACCAUCCAACCCGCACUGCCCCAACUGAAGUUAUUGCUGUUUCUUAUGCCUUCAAUUAUCAAAUUUUUGAGAUGAGAAAUUGCAGCUGGGUAUUAGAGAGUGAUAUUAUCUGUUGGCUAAAUAAUGCAGGUGAAAGUGAAAGGCCUCAAGAAAGUUAUUUUUUAGAGAGAUUUGCAUGUGGUGGUGACUGCCUUUCUCGGCCAGGACCUUCCUCUCAAGUGGCACCUAGAGCCAUUUAUCUCUUAAGCACGGCUUCUUCUAAAUCACAUUCUAGCUUGGUAUGUUCGCAAAGUCCACCGUGGUGCGAAUCUAGCUGGAUGAACCAUUUGAAUUGACAUAGUGAAAGUAUUCCUAUUUCCUCUCUGCACCCGUUUCUCCCGCAGUUUGAGUUGUUUUUAGCUUUGUACUUUGUCUUUCUUUGUUUGUAUUCUUAUUUGCCCAGGAAGAAAAGAACUGGUUUGUUUUGUAAGACACCCAAAUGUCAUUGUUGUUGGUCUGUAUCUUGUAUAAUAAGAAAGUCUGUAAGCACUAAAAACUUCAAUAAAGAGGGCAAAAUUGUUGCUUUCUAGA